UUCGGGCAAUCGCGUCACGCAAAAUGGGCACUAUUUUCAUCAUUUGCACAAGCAAUAAUAAUCGGUGCACUCGAAGCAGUAGUGUACACAAUGCACAAAAAAGAGGUGGCAUAUAUUCGUACGGGCACAGAUCAACUAAAUAAAACAAAUGAUAUAGAAUACAAGACGGUUUUAGCGAAUGCAGAAAGUAUAUCAGUGUAUCAUAUAUUAUUCAUGGCCAGUCAAGUCUUUCAAUUGGUGUUGUGUGUCGAUGCUUUGUAUCAUGAGAAUACAAUUCAACUGAUAGCACUGACAUUAUUUACUUUUGGCACAUUGUCAUAUUCUGUCAUUCAAACCGUACAGUCAGCCACAUUAAUCGAUCCAACCACAAUUGUUGGUGGAAAUCUGACACAGAUAGUCCCCGCAUUAGAGAAACCACCAGCAAUACCAUUCGAGAUAACCAUCAUUGUCUUGAUGGUUAUCUUCUCUUUUGUUUUCGCCUAUUUGGCGUAUAAAUUAUAUCAGGAAUUUGGGUGGAGUAUAUAUAAACGAAUUGGGGCAGAUUUGUCCAUGAGAGAUCGAUAUAAAAUGUAUCAAAUAUUUAUUAUGCUUUUGAAAUUUGAUAUAUUCUUUUUUGUUGGAUUUACCGUUCAAUUCUUGGUUCUUUUAAUAAAUCGAGGAAACGCACUGGACUCAGUAAUUGAGCAUAUAGUACUAUCGACAGUAGCAUCGACCGCUAUGCUUAUUGUGGCAUUUUGGGGGGUGCAAACAGAACGUAAAUUUUUAAUGUAUGCAUUUAUGGUAGGAUGUCUCGGCACUGAAGGAUACAUUAUAUCAAAGCUUGUCGACGUUGCGCAAUAUCCCGAAAAAUAUAUAGGAACCAGAAUUUUUGUGACAUUUUUCCUUUGUUGUGUUUUAAUACUUGGAGUGGCUACUUUCAUAAUAUCAUUUGCAUGUCUCAGGAAUUUCAAUAAAGGGCUAAAAUUCCAUUUGACACGACGAAACGUCAAUUUUGAUAGUACCGAUGACGUAUCAGCACCACCAGGAUAUGCCUACUUUCGACUACGUGGAUACGUGCCCCCGGACGAUCCUUUGACCAAAGUUAUUUAUUUCUUGGCUAUGAUCGUAAAUUAUAUUUAUGUUCACGUGGCCGAUGCGGCACACGGUCAAGAACAAAAUAGCAAUAAUGAAAGUAGCAAAAAGAGCGUUGCUGGACGUUUUCCUAACAGCUUCAGACGAAAUAUGGAUGAGACGCGCAAGUAUGGCAUAAAACCUACCUUCUUAGAAAGCUGCCGCUCUCCUACAGAUUGUGAGAUGGUUGUGGAAUCAUACCAUAGCCUAUGGGUUGAGUUGAUUGAGGCCCCCGAAAAAGCUACUCAUGAUGAUUUCCAUGCGAAAAGAGUAUGA
Ambispora leptoticha is the source of this 1386-nucleotide messenger RNA. Lineage: Eukaryota; Fungi; Glomeromycota; Glomeromycetes; Archaeosporales; Ambisporaceae. The record is from the annotation of a GenBank genome assembly.